GCACAGUGGGUUUGGCUACAUAGUCUCAUUCAGUAGUUUUUACGCGCCGGUGCUUUUCCUUCUCUGAAUGAAGCUGGAAGCGUGAAGCGUCUCUGAGCGUGGAGGUGCUGCGGAGGCGUAGUGCUUUCUCGCUGAGCCCCUCGUACAAAUGAUGGCAACCCACUUCUUCUGUCUUGUGGUUGUCAUGUGUUCGCAAUUAACAUCAUAAUCUUGUUGCUCAGCAAUCAGUUGCUGCUUAAGAAGCAGGAAAGGGCUCUCCAUUUCACGUUAAAGCAUCAUCGUUCUUCUCAAAAAGAUAUGGACAAGAAAACAGAUGAAGAGCACCCUUUGACUGCGUGCAACCAGUACCCCAAAGAAGCGGUGAGGAAACGUCAGAAUUCGGGUCGAGGUUCCAGGGGCAGUGAUUCUUCCAGGACCUCCAGGAAGAGCUUCAGGCUGGACUACAGAUUAGAAGAAGAUGUAACUAAAUCAAAGAGAGGCAAAGAUGGGAAAUUUGUCAACCCGUGGCCAACAUGGAAAUCGCCAACCUUGCCAAAUAUUUUGAAAUGGUCCCUCAUGGAAAAAAAUAACAGCAAUGUGCCAGGCUCAAAACAGGAACUUGAUAAAGAGCUUCCAGUGUUGAAACCUUACUUUGUUCAAAACCCGGAACUUGCUGGAAAGACUGGAACUGGUAUGCGAGUCACGUGGUUGGGACAUGCCUCAGUUAUGGUGGAAAUGGAUGAACUUGUAUUUCUUACUGACCCAAUCUUCAGCCAGCGGGCUUCCCCUACGCAGCUGAUGGGUCCCAAGCGCUUCCGGGGACCCCCGUGCACAGUAGACCAGCUCCCCAAAAUAGAUGCAGUCAUGAUCAGCCACACUCAUUAUGAUCAUUUGGACUACAACACUGUAAUGAGUUUAAACGAGCGCUUUGGCAGUGAGCUGCGCUGGUUUGUGCCUCUGGGGCUCUUGGACUGGAUGCAGAGAUGUGGUUGUGAGAAUGUGAUUGAACUGGAUUGGUGGGAAGAGAACUGUGUCCCUGGUCGUGAUGCGGUAACUUUUGUCUUCACCCCUUCUCAACAUUGGUGCAAAAGGACUGCAACAGAUGACAACAAGGUGCUUUGGGGCAGCUGGUCUGUCUUGGGACCUUGGAAUAGAUUUUUCUUUUCAGGAGAUACUGGAUACUGUGUUGCUUUUGAACAGAUAGGUAAAAGGUUUGGACCUUUUGAUCUUGCAGCCAUCCCCAUUGGAGCUUAUGAGCCAAGGUGGUUUAUGAAAUACCAACAUGUGGAUCCUGAAGAAGCAGUAAGAAUCCAUAUUGAUGUUCAAGCAAAGAAGUCUGUAGCAAUUCACUGGGGAACCUUUGCUUUAGCAAAUGAGUAUUACUUGGAUCCUCCAGUUAAACUGAAUGAAGCUCUUGAAAGAUAUGGCUUGAAAAAAGAUGACUUCUUUGUCUUAAACCAUGGAGAAUCACGAGACUUGAGUACAAAUGAUGAUGGGUUUGAAUAAUGAAACGCUGUCAAUUCCUUGUAAGCCUUGUUUGAUUUGAACUAGGAACUGAUACUACACAUGCUAAUUUAAGGUACUUACAAAGUAGAUUUUUGAGCGGAUUGGAUUAUUAGAGUCUAGGUUUGUUGAUUUCAUAACUAAAACUUGCGUACAGACUUCAAGAUAAAUUUUCCUACUUAAAUUGCUUAUAAAUUAUGAGGUGAUCUAAACACUGGUUAAUAUAUAAGGUAUUGCCUAGGAAUAAUUUGCAGUUUCAACUCUUACAUACAUCACCGAUAAAUACUGUUCUUUUUUAACACUUUGAUUUUCAGCUUAUUUAUAACAGCAAUAAUAACCUCAGAACAGGACAUAUUCUUAGAAUUAAUGGCUGACUUGAAUUCCUCAUCUUUAGAAGGUCAUCUCCCACUUGUCGGUCAUUAAUCUUCAAGUUAUGCCCUGUACUUUGAUAGCUUUAGUGUAUGUUUUGCGAGGAGGAGUCUUCCAAUAAAGCACAAGUACAGUAAAAUAAUUAUUUUACUCAGUGCUCCUACGUUUUCAUUUAUUGAGGAACCACGAAAGCUGACUUUUGAAAUCAUCUAAAGAAAUGUGCCUUUUAGAGAGAGAGAUUACUUCAUGUUGCAUCAGUAAUGCAUAAAACUUACUGCUGGCCAGAGCAUCUGCACACUUUCGCUGUUUUGUCAGUGUUUUUAAGUUAGGCCUGAAUGUGUUCAAAAAAACUUUCUUGUCAAAUGCAGUUCAUGAAAUGGAAAAACCCCUUAAUGGCGCUCAUCUCUGUGUUGACUCAGCCUAUUUUUAAGUACUUUUUUUUUUUUUAAAGUGAAAAGUCUUAAGCAAGGGCUGUGGUAGUUUUUUUUUAAUAGCUUCCUUGUGAUUUUACAAAGUUGAAAGAGAUUAAAAAAUUGUUCAGUAUUGUAAGACUUGGCUAAAUGUAUCUGUAUCAAAUUGCCAUACUAAUUUACAAAAUUAAAGCCUGUUGCUGCCAGAAAGGGUGGUAGUUCUCCUUCGUAAUUCACUUGAAAAUAAAUAAUUUUAAGUUUU
Struthio camelus australis is the source of this 2523-nucleotide messenger RNA. The record is from RefSeq and is a predicted model, not a curated record. Lineage: Eukaryota; Metazoa; Chordata; Aves; Struthioniformes; Struthionidae.